Molecule: messenger RNA, 3024 nt
Organism: Parnassius mnemosyne (clouded apollo)
Lineage: Eukaryota; Metazoa; Arthropoda; Insecta; Lepidoptera; Papilionidae
Source: the annotation of a GenBank genome assembly
AUGGAUGGUUUAAUUCACGCGGCAUUGGAAGCAGAGGUAAUACUUAAUCGAGUGAAACAUGCAAAUGCAAACAUAACACAAUUUGACAGUGGUGUUCCAGACCAUAAAAUGACUUGGACCCAUGAAAAAAUGCACAUAGCUGAAUCUGUUGAUGAAAGCAGAAUGAAGCUCCAAAGAAAUUCCACUACACUGGAUAGAUCAAAAAUAACAGAAAAAUUUGAUUUAUUUAAAAAGUUACAUGAAUUGUAUAUUGAAUUAAGUAGAGAUGAAGCGUCACAAAUUAAUUAUCAAGGACUUAAAACAACAUCAUAUUUAUUGGAAAAAUUAUUAGCAACAUAUAAUCUCAAUACUUUAAUUAUAAAUCUAUAUCCUGGCAAUAAAGGGUACUCAUUAUCAUUGAAAGCUAAUGGCAAUACACAAUAUAUUCAUCCUCCUGAUGCAAAUAUAUCAAGUCAAGAGGAGACGCUGAUAGAAACUCCUCGAUGGCCUUAUGAAGAAGAAGAGCUUCUUAGCUAUAUUGAUAAUGAAGAAUUACCUGUGGUCCUUCUUGAUCUGUUAGAGUCAGAACACUCAUCCCUUUUCUACUCUGGCUGCAUAAUUGCUCAAAUAAGGGACUACAGGCAGGCAUAUCCCAGUUUUUUAUGUGAUACACAUCAUGUGUUACUAAGGCCUACCAAUCAGAGCAUAAUAACAGAUGCAAUGUGCAUUGGAGGCAAAUGUGGUUGGGCCGGUGAAGAAAGAGGAGCUCUUGAAGCAGUGGAAGCAGCCUUAGUACAUGCAGCUGCACCCCCUCUGUGCUUGGACCCGAGACCUGCUGUAGGUCUCUUGGCAGCUCGCUUACAUGCUGCUCCACGACUUUUUAACACACCUAGAAUACGGAGGCAAGCAAGACGAUUCUCUCAGGUGGCAGUAAAUAGAAAAAGAAAAUUGGAUCAAUUCACACACUAUCACGGAUUAGAGUUAUUGGAAUUGAUUCAUAGACAAAGAGCAAAGAACAGUAGACAAUCUGUACCACUUACUAGACUUACUUCCAAGUAUCCCAAGAAACCACCAGAGGUGUUCAAACCUAUAGAGCCACCGAAAAUGGACUCUGUGCCGUUAGUGUUGCCGUCCGAACCAACGGGUCCACUUCGCUUAGCUCGUGCGUAUGAGCGUCCACGACCAACAUCAGACUGUCAACCGCAGCUAGUCGAGGAAUAUAUUCUGGAGACUGAGAAGACUUCGCCACAUGCUGGUGCCGGUUUUUUCCAUAUAAAAUUGUCGAUAUUACAAAGGCCGUCCGAUCAGGAGUUCCUCGGAGAGUUAUAUGUGGAUAGAGAUCACGUGGAAGGAGAAAGGAAUGGCGCAGCGUGUCGAUUUAACUUAGGAUCAAGACUUCAAGCUAAUAAAUACAUUCAACAGUUUACUGAAAUUUUUACGGAGGAAGGCCGGAAAUCUGUGAGGAUAAAGCACAUUGUACCUGGGCAACUACCUAGAGUCUCUUUCACGGGAGGCAUGAGGGAAAUGGGCCAACAGUUGUUGUUACAGCAAAGAUCCGCAGCUGCAAACAGCUCCACUGUCCAAACACAUGCGACUACAGUUCCAGUUGUAACAUCUGCAAUAGCGCCGACGCCAAAUUCACACACGAACGCCAGGCAGUUACCCAUUUUGCAGGCUCAACUGCAGCAAGUAGGCAGCGUUGGUGGCGUUGCAACUGUGGGUACCGUAGUUGGUGCCGUGGGAAAUGUAGCGGCAGUGGGCAACGUAGCAGCAGUGGGUAAUGUAGCGGCCGUGGGCAACGCUACUGCUGUAGGGAAUGUGACAGCAGUUGGCAACGUGGCUGCUGUGGGCAACGUAGGUACAGUCGGCAAUGUGGGCGUCGCCAACGACGUUGCAUUGAAACAACAGCCAUCACCGAGCACACCUCGCCUCUCUCCACAGGUACAUGACAUCCAUUCGACGCAGGCGUCAACGAAUCAACUCCUUGCACAACAAUUGACCAACCCUCCACAACCUCUUAAUCCUCAAAAAAUGCAAUCAGCUAUUAUACACAUACAGCAUCCACUCAUGUCUUCUGCGGGAACGUCGCAGGUCCAAAACAUCCAGUACACGAAUACAUCGACGACGCAACAGAAAACCACCAUAUCGAAGCCAAGAACAACGAACCCGGCCAUCAGCGCACUUGUCACUAGUCUAAUGAAUUCAGCACAACAGUUCCAACAAGCGGCGAGUCAAAACGCUGCCAAGUCAGUGGUCAGUACAGCGAGUAACAAUGCAACAAUACUAAACUUAUUGAAUAGUGCGCCGGCCGCAAUGACUCACGUGACCCACGCUACCCAUAAUAACGCGGCUACUGAUGGGACGAUAGAGGCUCACAAACUCCUCGGUCGAACUGUUUCUAUAGCAGGAGCGAGGCUUAUCGCCACCACCACUGCGUCGCAUGCGUUGCCUACGUACACACAACAGGUUAUGAGUGGGUACACUCGUGACAGUGAAACAACGAAUGUAUCGAGUAGUGAAAGUGCGUUGUUAGAGAGGCUAAUGGGCGCCGAGCCUACAGCCACACCUGCAUCACAACCGCAACCUGUAUGCCAUUUACAGGGUGUAAGUUUAACGUCGCUACAGGGUCUACAGGGCAUUCAAGGCUUACAAAAUGUUCAGGUGCAAAUACCGGGCCUGUCUGCGCCCAUAUCAUUGUCCUUAAAUGUUUCUGGUGCCCCGAGUGGUUUGUUGGUGUCAGUUCCGCCGACUACUUCGGUCGUACUAACGAAUCAACCUUCAGUUCUCUCAUUGCCUAUUGCGCAACUAAUGUCUGGCGGCGUUAAGGGCGCAGUCCGGGGGGGCACGGUGCAGGUGGUGCGCGGCGCGCGGCCGGCGCGCCUCGCCCGCCCCGCCGCCCCCGCCCCCGCCCCCGCCCCGCAGCCCGCGCCCACCGCGCCGCGUCCGCUGCAGCACCCCACACCAGGCACUGCACAGUUCAUCACACAAACUCAGACACAAGCACUGAAUCAAGUCAGACGAAAAUCGAAUCCAGACAGUUCAUAG